Messenger RNA from Rhodofomes roseus, 1428 nucleotides. RefSeq names its product cyclin-like protein. Gene Ontology annotation, biological process: transcription preinitiation complex assembly; transcription initiation at RNA polymerase II promoter. Lineage: Eukaryota; Fungi; Basidiomycota; Agaricomycetes; Polyporales; Fomitopsidaceae. Bases 229 to 1293 code for a protein of 354 amino acids. The transcript is spliced from 2 exons. The record is from RefSeq and is a predicted model, not a curated record. Gene Ontology annotation, cellular component: nucleus; transcription preinitiation complex. Gene Ontology annotation, molecular function: RNA polymerase II general transcription initiation factor activity; TBP-class protein binding.
UCUUUCUCCGUCUCCCUCCAUCGUCGCAGGGACAGGUGUGCCAUUUAUUCAUCAAACCAUACGAAAAUAGUUCUUGGUACGUCCGUGCACGCCUCGCAUCACACGAGGUCAAUUCAACAGUGCUUUGGAAUAGUCCACAAAAGCGUCUGAGGAAGUGCUGACGAGUCCGACCUCUCUGCUGCGACUUACUGUCCAUUCUUGAUUCCCCCCAACCCACCCACACGUACCAUGGCCACGGCGUACGCUCAGCCGUUUCCGCUCGCCAAUCCUGUGCACAAAGUCGAGAAGCCGACCUUCGGGCCAGACCUCGCUGUCCGGCUUAUCUGCCCCGAAUGCAAAGACCCGAACCCCAACAUCGUUGAGCAGUUCAGCAGCGGCGAUCUUGUAUGUGGUACGUGUGGGCUGGUACUGGGAGAUCGAGUGGUGGACACUCGUAGCGAAUGGAGGACGUUCGCCAACGACGAGGGCGAUGACCCGUCGCGUGUUGGAGCGGCAUCAGACCCCCUCUUGGAGGGCAUGGAGCAGCUGGACACCACCAUAUCCUUCCGGGAUGGUGGCUCUGGCAUCGCCCGCGAACUACAGCGCGCAGCAUCUCGCUCCUCCGCCUCGCGCGCGGAGCGUAACCUCCUACAAGCAUUCCGCGACAUCUCGUCGUGGUGCGACCAGUUCUCCCUUCCUAAAACGAUUUCGGACAUAGCGAAGCAGCUGUACAAGCGAACUGACGAGGAAAAGCUCCUCCGCGGGAAGCCGUCCGAAGCCAUCAUCGCUGCAUGUAUCUUCAUUGCGUGUCGACAAGCUCACGUCCCGCGUACCUUCCGCGAAAUUUGCAGUCUCACCGGUGUGAGCAAGAAGACCCUCGGGCAGUGCUACAAGGCAAUGGAGCAGGCGUUCAACCUCACGCCGGGUGCGUCCGCUCAGGGCGGCCGCCACAUUACCACGCCCGCUGCGGCUCGCGGCCCAGAGGACCUGCUAGUGCGGUACUGCAACCACCUCGAUUUGCCCCCUAACGUCCAGCCCAUUUGCUCCGACAUCAUCAUCAAGGCGCGCGAGCUGGGCAUUGCGGACGGUCGCUCGCCUGUAUCUAUCGCAGGCGGCGCCAUCUACUUCACUUGCCAUUUGCUUGGUAAAGUGAAGAGCGCGCGGGAGAUCAGCACGGUCGCAGGUGUUAGCGAGGGCACGAUCAAGCUCGUGUACCGGCUGUACUACGCCGACAGGGAGAAGCUGGUCAAGGAAGAGUGGAUAAAGGAAGGGAAGGCCGAUGUAAGGCGGCUUCCUAUGGACCAGACGAAGUAGAGGAAGAUGGGGCAGAGAAAAGGAGAUAACAUCGUAUGGACAUGGCCACCGUCGUAUACCAUAUGCAUCCGUAAUACAGUGUUGUACAUAUAGCCUUAUGAUAUGACAAUGUUAUGUCACUCGUUAUGAUCUAAA